GCAUUCCCGUCAAGUACCUUCGACCUACACUGAGGAACUCGCAGAUUUUUUUCUUGCUACAAAAAUCUGCAUCUCGUAUCCAGAACAUUUUAAAGAUUUUCACAUUUACCUUGAAAAUCAUCAUUUAAAAUGUUCUUCCGUCGUUUUGGAGAUUCUGGGGUUGAGGAGAGCUUCCUCGCUCAGAAUCUCUCCAAACUUGAGAAGAGAGUCCAGCAAAAUUCCUCGCUGACCAGCCAGUUGCAAACCCUCGCCGCUGAGCUGGAAGGCAAGAAAAACCUGAGAGGAACCUGCGCUGAACUCUCCCAGGCAAAGAAAUCAGCCACUAAACUGACCAAGAAGCUGGAAAAAGACCUGCAACGCAUCAACAAAAAAAUCCAGGAGCAAAAACCCCUGGAGGAGCGUUGUAGGAAACAGCAGCUAGAGAUCGACCAGCUGACUGAGACUAACACCAACCUCCUGGCAACUCUUCAGGAACUCCAGAUGAAAGUUUGGGAUCCUCAAGAGUUGUCCAGCGAGUUGAUGAGAGUCAAGGUCACGGCCGAAUCUGUCAGCCAGGAGAACCAAGAUCUCGAGAAAGAGGUUCAGAAGGUCCAAGCCACCAUCGUGGCCCUGGAACCUCUGCAGCAGCAGCUGAAAGACGACACCGAUCACCUCCAGACACUGCAGGAGAAAAACCUCACCCUCCAGAACCAGCUGAAAGACCUCCACAGACAUCGUGAGGAGGAGGCAGUGAUGAGACAACGUUCUGCCACCAUCCUCGCCCAAACCAAGUCUCUGGAGGAGGAGAACUCCAUCCUUGAAGCUGAGAUUCUUCAGCUACAAUCUACACAACGUAGUUCUGCAGAUGAGCUGGAGCACAGAUUCAAAGAAGAAUCCGAUUUGUUUCUGUCUCUGCAGAAACAAAACGCCGUCUUCAGAGAAGAGCUCACAGCUCUGCAGAAGAAGUCUGAGAAAGACGCUGAGAUGAAGCUUCAGUAUUCCUCUCUGCAAGCUGAUAGGAAGGUUGUAGAGACGGAAUUCAAAUCCCUGAAGCAACAGAUCCGCGCUCUUUCUCAGCAAUGUGAGGACUUCAGGCCCAUGACAGAGAAAUUUAAUGAGACCACGGAGUACAUCGGCCAACUCCAAGAGCGCAAUAAAUCGCUUUUGGAGGAAGUCGAGAACCUCCAGGUCAUGAAGCAGGAAUUAGAAGGAGUCUCCACAGAAUAUAGAAAUCUGGAGACAAACAUUAAGGACCUGAAGAGACAAAACUUUAACCUCACUAAAGAGGUGGAGCAAAGAAGUUUGGAGAUUCUGGACCAAAAAGACCUGGAGGUCAAAGUCGUUGCUGCAAGAAAAGAGUAUGAAGAAGUUCUGGCUGAAAACGUCACCCUGAAAACCAAAGCCUCAAAGUACGCUCAACAAGCACAGAGAGCUGCUUUGAGGUCCCCCCUUCAGCCUCCUGUCAGAGCUGCUCAAAGAGAGCUUCCUGCUCCAAAACUAGCACGUCCGCCUGUGUUGGAGGAAACUUCUGGAUGCAGACAAAUGCCCAGCAGGUUCCAACAACACAGAGCUGCCCUUAGACAGCAUCAGGGAGCUCCACCAAGAAGGGUUCCUGGUUUCCGGCAGGUCUAGGACCCCUCAAAAGGUUAAUGUAGGCAGCAGCCUUGAUUAAAAAAAAA
Oryzias melastigma (Indian medaka) is the source of this 1658-nucleotide messenger RNA. RefSeq names its product GRIP and coiled-coil domain-containing protein 2-like. The record is from RefSeq and is a predicted model, not a curated record. Bases 130 to 1611 code for a protein of 493 amino acids. The transcript has a single exon. Lineage: Eukaryota; Metazoa; Chordata; Actinopteri; Beloniformes; Adrianichthyidae.